GUUGUUAUAUUCUCAACUAUCUCAUAAGAUUAAGAGCAUUAGCUGGGAGGGAGCAUUACAACAAAUAUGGACGCAAAGGAAGACGAUGCGAUGUUGAGAGGUCAAGUGGCUAUAUGGCAUUGCAUGUUUGGAUUCGCAGACACGAUGGCACUGACAUGCGCUGUGGAACUCGGCAUAGCCAACAUCAUACGCUCCCAUGGCCAACCAGUUACGUUGCACCAAAUCGGCGCUUCCAUUGAUGGUACCUCGUCCCCAGACAUUCCCUCCCUCGAACGCAUCAUGAGGCUGCUCGUCCGCCGGGAAAUCUUUGCUGCCCAUCAACCAUCCAAUGGUGGAGACACACUCUACGGGCUGACAUACUCAUCGAGGUGGCUAGUAACGGAAUCAGGGUCAGAGUCGAACCUUGCGCCCUUGGUUAUCAUGCAAAACCACCCGCUCCUAUUGGCUCCGUGGCAUUACCUUAGUCAAUAUGUUAAAGAAGGAAGGUCGUCGACGCCGUUUAAGAAGGCGCACGGCAUGGAGAUCUGGGAGAUGGCAUCGAAGGACCCUAUGUUCAACAAGUUAUUUAACGAUGCGAUGGCAUGUAACAGCAAGAACGGUAUGCAAGCAAUCAUGGCCGGUUACAAAGACAGGUUCGGGCUAAUUGGAUCGCUUGUGGAUGUUGGCGGUGGGAUUGGCGUGGUGAUAGCCACGAUUGUGAAGGCCAACCCCCACAUUCAAGGGAUCAACUUUGACCUGCCGCACGUCGUGGCCACUGCUCCAGCAUACCCGGGAGUCGAGCAUGUUGGGGGCAGCAUGUUUGAGUCCGUUCCCACUGCCGAUGCUAUCAUCCUGAAGCAUGUGUUGCACGACUGGGGAGAUGAAGAGUGCGUGAAGAUCCUAAAGAACUGUAAGAAGGCAAUACCCGAGAAAUAGGGGAAGCUUAUCAUAGUUGAAGUGGUUCUGCAGCCGGAAGGAAAAGGACCCUUAGACGAUAUAGCCGCCGUAUUCGACUUGAUGAUGUUCCAAUUGGGCGGGAAGGAGAGGACCGAGGUGGAGUGGAAGAACCUCUUGGUGGACGGGGGCUUCCCUCGUUACAAUAUCAUCAAGAUUCCCACUCUUCUCUCCAUAAUUGAAGCCUGCCCUAAAUAAUCCCGCUCUGUUUAAUUGGUUCAUUCCACAUGUCAUGUGUUUAGUAAUAAAUAUGGGCACGUCUCUAAUAAUAAGGUUGUUCCGCAUUAAGACAUGGAAAAAAACAGUUCUUCUGCAUUAGUGGAAUGAACUCGUGUGUUGUGAUAUAUAGUUUUAUGAUGA
Molecule: messenger RNA, 1293 nt
Organism: Punica granatum (pomegranate)
Lineage: Eukaryota; Viridiplantae; Streptophyta; Magnoliopsida; Myrtales; Lythraceae
Source: RefSeq, a predicted model, not a curated record